CAUCGUCCAACGGUGUCCUGGACUCCACCACAGGCAAAAUUCUCCUAGGCAUCAUCCUCUCCUUCGUCAUCUUCCUCUCGAUCUUCGGCAACGUGCUCGUCUGCGUCGCCGUCUACACCGACCGAAACUUGCGCAAGAUCGGCAACCUGUUCGUCGUGUCCCUGGCCAUCGCUGACCUCUUCGUCGCCUGCGUGGUCAUGACCUUCGCCCUCGUCAAUGACCUCCUCGGCUACUGGCCCUUCGGUCCCAAGUACUGCGACAUCUGGAUCGCCUUUGACGUCAUGUGCUCCACCGCCUCCAUCGUCAACCUCUGCGCGAUCAGCCUCGAUAGAUAUAUCCACAUAAAGGAUCCUUUGAGAUACGGUCGCUGGAUGACCAAGAGGAUUGUCACCAUGGCCAUUGGAGCGAUCUGGCUGCUGAGCGCCCUCGUCUCCUUCCUGCCCAUCAACCUGGAGCUGCACCGUCCUGACCCAGACAAGGAUGCUCAGCAGGAGGGAGAGGAGCAGUGCGCCCUCGACCUGAGUCCUGCCUACGCGGUCGUGUCCUCAUGCAUCAGCUUCUUCCUGCCCUGCUGCGUCAUGGUGGGCAUCUACUCGCGCCUCUACCUCUACGCCAAGAGGCACGUGGAAUCCAUCAAGGCCCUCGUGAGACCGGUCACCCUGGGUUCCCUCGAGGGCGACACCUCGAGGCCGACCAAAGUAGCGGCACCGUGCCACGUAUCGGAGUCCAAGGCGGCGACGACAGUGGGCAUCAUUGUGGGCACUUUCCUCACCUGCUGGGUACCCUUCUUCUGCGUCAACAUCGCCGCUGCCUUCUGCAAGACUUGUAUUCCUGACAUCGUUUUUAAGGUGCUGACAUGGUUCGGAUACACAAACUCUUCCUUCAAUCCCAUAAUCUACAGUAUUUUCAACCAGGAGUUUCAGGAAGCUUUCACCAGGAUACUCACGUUCCGGUGUCGACCCUGUCCGUCCUACGGAGAUGGCUUUAACACCUCCACCUCCUCCUACGCCGCGCCUGCCUGCUUUUGCUCGCCAUGUUGCAGGUCUUGUGUACCUCAGAAACGCCGUCCAGGAAGGAGUACAGCAGGAGGCUCCGGCGGCGGCUCGGGAUACCUGGACAUCCCGCGCCACCACCAGAACGGGUCCUCGACGGCGCUGACGGAGUACACCGUGCUCGACGCCGCCGCCACGCCGCGCUUCUCCCACGACCGGUCUCGGGCCUCGUCGGGAGAGCGCUGCCUCAUCCUCGAGCAGAUUUCGGCGAUUUGAUUUUAGGGUUUCGGAGGAAGGGAAAGAAUGGAAGAGUGAAAAUGGAGGAGAAGAAGAAGAGGAAGAGGAGGAAGGGAAACUGAAGUACGAGGUUAGAAAGGAAUGAAAGAAAGAAUGGAAAAAAAAAGAAAAAGAAAUGGAGAAAGGAAUUUACCUGAAGUGAGAGGUUAGAAAAGAAGGAAAAGAAAGAAAGAAAAGGAAAAGGGAAACAGAAGUUACCUGAAGUGCGGGGUUAGAGAGAAAGAAAGAGAGGAAAGAAAAAAAAAACGGAAGUGACUUGAAGUGCGAAGUUAGAAAGAAAGAAAGUUGAGAAAAAGAAAAUGAAGAAUAAUGAAGAAACAGAAGUAACUUGAGAUUAAUCUUGUCCUUGUGAGAUUUCCAGAGAGAUUAGAGCACGAGGGGAAAAUUAUGAUAAGACUGUGAUAGACAGAUAAUCGUGGAAAGUCCUAGGAAGCGGAAACCAUAUAUAGUGGAGUUUUUAAGGAUCUAUAAAGCAUCUGAAACUUCUGUGAUGAAAAUAGAAAUGUGAAACGCUUUUUUUUAAACAUAAUAUCAACGGCAUAAUUGCUAUUCCAAGUACAGUGUAAUAUAAGUAUUUAGAAGCCACUGUAAGGAUGGUUAAGUAAGGGCGACGUGUGAGGGACGCUUAUCAUGAAUAAAGCCAAAUCCUUUUUAAAAAAUGCAUUAAGGUAAAAUGAUAUAAAUGGAAAUAAAGUGUUUCAUUAAAGAAGCAAAGUAAAGAAAGGAAACACACACACACACACACACACACACACACACACACACACACACACACACACACACACACACACACACACACACACACACACACACACACACACACACACACACACACACACACACACACACACA
Penaeus indicus is the source of this 2141-nucleotide messenger RNA. RefSeq names its product dopamine receptor 1-like. NCBI's taxonomy places the organism in Eukaryota, Metazoa, Arthropoda, Malacostraca, Decapoda, Penaeidae. Gene Ontology annotation, cellular component: plasma membrane. Gene Ontology annotation, biological process: G protein-coupled receptor signaling pathway. The record is from RefSeq and is a predicted model, not a curated record. The coding region runs from base 198 to 1268 and encodes 356 amino acids. Gene Ontology annotation, molecular function: G protein-coupled receptor activity. The transcript has 7 exons.